GCGUUGCUGCUCCUGGCCGCGCUGCUGCCCGUCGUGUCCCCGGCGGGGGCUCCAGAAAAGGAAGUGCCAAACAAGCCCUUGCGUGUCCGAGUCCGAUCCUCAGACGACCGGCUCUCCGUUGCGUGGAAGGCACCGCGCCUGUCGGGAGCCAAGAGUCCACGCAGAUCGCGGGGUUUUCUUCUGGGCUACGGGGAAAGUGGCCGGAAGAUGAAUUAUGUCCCACUGACAAGAGAUGAGCGGACGCACGAAAUUAAAAAGCUGGCCUCGGAAUCGGUGUACGUGGUCUCCCUGCGGUCCAUGAACUCACAGGGGCAGAGUCAGCCUGUCUACAGGGCUGCCCUAACGAAACGGAAGAUUUCAGAAGAGGAUGAACUAGACGUGCCUGAAGACAUCAAUGUCCGGGUCAUGUCAUCCCAAUCCGUGCUUGUAGCCUGGGUGGAUCCUGUUUUGGAAAAACAGAAGAAAGUUGUUGCAUCAAGGUACUUUCCAUUAUUUCUUUGUUUUCUGGCCCUGCAGAGACAUGUGUUUAUUUGAAUGACCAUAUCUUCUGACAUAUCUGAAUGCUGACCUCUUCUGUAGCUGAAUGGUAGACUAUUCUAUGACAAUCUAGCUGGUCUCAGGUGCGGUCACACAUUUUCCGCAGAUCGGAUAUGACAGGGCCUCGUGUGUAACGCACACAGCAGGACCUCACCUCUCACUUGCUCAGAGUUUUAUCUUGUGUCUGGAAAUUCCCUAGAUUCCGUUUCUUUCUUUGCCCCAUUUGUGUUUUGCUUUGUCUCA
This is a messenger RNA of Leptonychotes weddellii (Weddell seal), 780 nucleotides long. The record is from RefSeq and is a predicted model, not a curated record. NCBI's taxonomy places the organism in Eukaryota, Metazoa, Chordata, Mammalia, Carnivora, Phocidae.